Molecule: messenger RNA, 1226 nt
Organism: Dissoconium aciculare CBS 342.82
Lineage: Eukaryota; Fungi; Ascomycota; Dothideomycetes; Mycosphaerellales; Dissoconiaceae
Product: family A G protein-coupled receptor-like protein
Exons: 5
Coding region: 97-1071 (324 amino acids)
Biological process (GO): monoatomic ion transport
Cellular component (GO): plasma membrane; endoplasmic reticulum
Molecular function (GO): monoatomic ion channel activity
Source: RefSeq, a predicted model, not a curated record
UUCCUCGCCUCUCAUCCAGCAACAUACUGUCCAGAUUGACUUCUUACACACGAUCAGGAUUAAGAUCAAGAUCCACAUCUCGAUAACACCAUCAAGAUGUCUUCCGGUGCUGGCAACAACGCUGUCGCCGUUAACAAUGACUUUGUUAAUGGCCGUCAACCACAUGCUGAUAUCUCCAUCACCUUCGGUGGAAGCUCAUGGUACUACACUGUCUGCGCCAUCAUGACCUUCGCGACCAUUGUCUUCCUCGGUCUCGGAUACACCAAGCCGCGCACCCACCGCGCCUUCCACUACAUCACCGCUGGUGUCACUAUGGUCGCUGCUAUCGCCUACUUCACUAUGGGUUCCAACCUCGGCUGGGUCUCCAUCCCCGUCGAGUUCCACCGCUCUGGCGCCACCGUUCAAGGCGACUACCGUGAGAUCUUCUACGUGAGAUACAUCGACUGGGCAAUCACCACCCCUCUUCUUUUGACCGAUCUGCUCUUGACUGCUGCCAUUCCGGUCCCCACCAUCCUCUUCGUCGUUCUGGCCGACGAGGUCAUGAUCGUCACUGGUCUCGUUGGUGCCUUGAUCAGCUCCAGCUACAAGUGGGGAUUCUUCGCCUUCGGUUGCGCCGCUCUCGUCUACAUUACCUACCACCUCGUCUGGGAGGCUCGCAUCCACGCCAACGCUGUGUCAAAGGAGGCUGGCCGCGCUUUCCUCAUGUGCGGCUCCCUCACUGCCUUCCUCUGGCUCCUCUACCCCAUUGCCUGGGGUAUAUGCGAGGGUGGCAACGUCAUCGGCGCUGACGGUGAGGCCAUCUUCUACGGUAUCCUCGAUGUCCUCGCCAAGCCCGUCUUCGGUGCCAUGCUCAUCUUCGGUCACCGCAACAUCGACCCUGCCACCCUCGGCCUCCACAUCCGUGACUACACCUCAGACGACAUCGCCGUCCGCGAGAAGGGUCACGGUCUCGACGUGAACGGCCACCACCACGGUAACGGUACCACUGCCGCCCCUGCCAACGGUGUCAACGGCCACGGUGUCGUCGACGGCACCCACACCAACGCUGCUGCCGGCCCUACCUCCAUUUAAAAGCCUCGUGCACAUGCGCAGCAAAAAAAGAUGGAAGAAGGAACGUCUUGAAAGAUCAAUCUCUGCCAACAACAAAAAGAUAUGAUCACUUCCGAUCGUGUACUCCUACGCGAUCAUGUUUGCCACAGUAUACCCCUCCGAUUUUACCUCCUGCC